CGGGCCUUCGGCCCUACUCCCUCCCCCUAGGCCCGGAGCCAGCCUGCGUCUGUACCGGUUAAGGCCCUGGACACUCCUUCCACGGUGGAUCGAACCCAGGAGCGCAACAGCACCAACGCCUGCGCUUAAACCAACUGGGCUGCCACAUCCGUGGUAAUGUGUAUGAAACCUAUACUUAGUUCCACCAUUUUCUUCGAGUUCCAACAAUUUUUGUAGUUCCACUUCGAGUUCUAACACUCUUUACUCCAGUUCCAAAUUCGAACAAUCUUCUUUAUGGUAUCUCCAUCUCCAUUUCAUUUUUUUUCUCUAAAAUGGAGUAAAAGUGAAUAUGAAAUAAGGAAUACUCCAACCCAACUUUAUAUCUCACUCCAUAAUGGAAUUUACUCCAUAAAUGGAGUAAUCUAUUUUUUUAUUGUUUAUCACUACAUUAUAGAGUAAGAAAUGGAGUAGGGUUAGAGCAUUUUUACUCCAUAUUGAUUUUUAUUCCAUUUUAGAAGAAAAAAUGGAGUUUUAAGUUGAAGAUGUUUUUAUGCGCAAAACUUACGUAAACAACAGCUUUGGCUAAUUGGCUUCAGUAGUAGGUAUUGUCUCUUUGUAAAAAAAUAUGGGGGACCAUGAUUAGAAUCCACGAAAAUUUCAAUAACUGUUUGUAUACAUGUCUUCAUGUCUUAAAUGACAAGAAAACUGAUCAAUGUGCUUAAUAGAUAAGUCUAGAGUUAAUUUGGUCUGUCACAAAAAAAAAAAAAAAAAAAAAAAAAGAGUUAAUUUGGUCUGGUUAACAAAAGAAACACGUACGUUAUAUGCAAAUUAGUCUUUAAAGCUAUGUGGCUAGACAGAAUAUGAACCCUCAAAACAAGGACUAAUAUAUACCAUCCCUUGGAAGAUUUUGGCAUGCAAAAACCAUAGUGGUACAGCAUAUAUCUUAGUAUGUAAUUGUCCUAUAUACUUUUGAAGAUGAGUACUCUUAAGUUUUAUGCCUUUUUGUUGGUGCUUUGAUGGUUGUAAAUAUCAAAGCUAUGUUUAUCCAAAUAAUGUUAUAGAGAUUACCGUGGGCGAAGUUAUAGAGAUUACCGUGGGCGAAGCUUGAUUCGAAGGCUUUGAAAUGAACGUUGAAGUUUCAAAGACAAUUUGAUUUUGGUAAUGUCCGAGAGAGUUAAAAUUGAUUUUGCGUCUUGAGCAUCAAGUAUCUUAAUUAAUUUUAAUUACCUCUUAGUAACUUUCAAGGGAAAUAAAGGACACUAGGAGACGCAGAAUAGUCACAAAAGGACAACAGAAGAAAGUAUUGGCCAAGAAACGUCUUCUUGAACGUAGUAAUCUGUCUUUUAUGUCAACAAUAUUAUGUGUUGCUUGACGUCAUGUACUACAUCAGUUUGUCUUAUACAUCUUAUAUAAGCCAACGAUCAGUCGAUCACACACCCACAACACAAGCAAAACAAACUUGAAAGUUGAAAUCACUAUGGCUUCCCAAAACUCUCAACAAGUUCAUCCUCCUCUUCACUUUGUUCUCUUCCCUUUCAUGGCUCAGGGCCACAUGAUUCCCAUGGUUGAUAUUGCAAGGCUUCUGGCUCAGCGCGGUGUGACCAUAACAAUUGUCACAACUCCUCACAACGCAGAGAGGUUCAAGAAUGUAUUCGACCGUGCCAUCGAGUCUGGUUUGCCCAUCAACGUAGUGCAUGUGAAGCUUCCAUAUGCAGAAGCUGGGCUGCCAGAAGGAAAAGAGAAUCUCGACUUGCUCGACUCGAUAGAGUUCAGAGUACCUUUCUUUAAAGCAGCUAACAUGCUAGAAGAGCCGGUCCUGAAGCUACUAGAAGAUAUGAAACCUAGACCAAGCUGUCUAGUUUCUUCUUUUUGUUUGCCGUACACAAGUAAAAUCGCCAAGGCGUUCAAUAUACCAAAGAUCGUUUUCCAUGGAUUGUCUUGCUUUUGUCUUUUGUGUAUGCAUGUUUUACGCAACAAUCUUGAGAUCUUGGAGAAUUUAAAGUCUGACAAAGAGUAUUUCUAUGUUCCUAGUUUUCCUGACAGAGUUCAAUUCACAAAGCCUCAAUUCCCUGUGAGCACCAAUGAAAAGGGAGGUUGGACGGACAUCUUGGACGCAAUGAUAGAAGCAGAUAACACAUCUUACGGUGUAAUCACCAACACAUUUCAGGAGUUGGAACCUGCUUAUGUCAAAGAGUACAAAGACGCUAGAGAUGGAAAAGUAUGGUCAAUUGGACCUGUUUCCUUGUGCAACAAGAUAGAAGACAAAGCUGAGAGGGGAAACAAGGCGGUUAUUGGCCAAGAAGAGUGUAUCAAGUGGCUUGAUUCUAAAGAAAAAGGGUCGGUGAUAUAUGUUUGCCUUGGAAGUAUCUGCAAUCUUCCUCUCUCUCAGCUCAAGGAGCUAGGGCUAGGUCUAGAGAAAUCUAAAAGACCUUUCAUUUGGGUCAUUAGAGGUUGGGAAAAGUAUAAUAAGAUCGCUGAGUGGUUAUUAGAGAGCGGUUUUGAAGAAAGGGUCAAAGAGAGAGGGCUUCUCAUAAAAGGAUGGGCACCUCAAGUGCUUAUCCUUUCACAUCCUUCUGUUGGAGGAUUCUUGACACAUUGUGGAUGGAACUCAACUCUAGAAGGAAUCACCUCGGGUGUUCCAUUGCUCACAUGGCCAUUGUUUGGAGAUCAGUUUUGUAACCAGAAGCUGAUCGUGCAAGUUCUUAAAGUCGGUGUAGGAGCUGGGAUUGAAGAGGUAAUGAAAUGGGGCGAAGAGGAGAAGAUAGGAGUAUUGGUGGAUAAUGAGGGAGUGAAGAAGGCAGUGGAAGAGUUGAUGGGUGAUGGUGAUGAUGCUGAGGAGAGAAGAAGAAGAGCCAAAGAGCUUGGAGAAUUAGCUCACAGAGCUGUGGAGGAUGAAGGAGGCUCUUCUCAUUCUAACAUCACACUCCUCUUACAAGACAUAUCGCAGUUGGCACAAUCCAAGAAUUAAUUACAUCAUUUACAAAAAUACUUGCUUAAAGUUAUUAAAAUAAAUGUUACCAUUAAUGUUUUUGUUAAGUAAACUUUAAUUUAUCAUUCCUCUAAUGUAUUUUAUCAUAGAAAAAAAAACAAUAAAUUUUAAAAA
Brassica napus (rape) is the source of this 3082-nucleotide messenger RNA. RefSeq names its product UDP-glycosyltransferase 73C3-like. The record is from RefSeq and is a predicted model, not a curated record. Bases 1457 to 2947 code for a protein of 496 amino acids. NCBI's taxonomy places the organism in Eukaryota, Viridiplantae, Streptophyta, Magnoliopsida, Brassicales, Brassicaceae. The transcript has a single exon. Gene Ontology annotation, molecular function: UDP-glycosyltransferase activity.